AUGUGGGGAAAAAACUGGAAAUCCCAUGAGAAAUUACCUUGCCUGGAUUCUAACUGUUUGCAGCAUCAGAAUCGAGUGGCAGACGAGAAAAAUGAUGAAAAAUUUGAUGCCCAGUUGAUGAGUUUGGACGUCUGCACAGAGGAAACUAAUGUUAAAUGCCAUGGAAACACAAAAGACUUGGAGAGUUUGGUUAAUGAAAAGGAUGGUGAAGGUCACAAAGAAACUAACAGUUCUUUUCUUCAUGCAGUCAUCAACAUGAGCGGAAUGCUUAUUGGUCUAGGACAACUCUCAACUCCAUAUGCUUUGGAAAAUGGAGGAUGGGCUUCUGCAUUCCUGCUUGUAGGAAUUGGAGUGGCAUGUGCUUAUAGUUCCCAUUUGCUUGGGAAAUGUUUGCACAAAAACCCCAACUCAAAAGACUAUAAAGAUAUUGGGCAGCAUGCAUUUGGAUCAAAGGGAAGAAUUGUAGCUACUACUUUCAUCUAUAUGGAGAUUUUCAUGGCCCUUGUUUCUUAUACAAUCUCGCUUCAUGACAACCUAGCCACAGUGUUUCUAGGCAUCAGAAUAAAUUUAGGAUGGAAUAACUUACGAACAUCUCAGAUUCUGACAGCAAUUGCAAUAUUGGUGGCACUUCCAAGCUUGUGGCUUAGGGACCUUUCUUCUAUAUCUUUCCUAUCCACUGGUGGGAUUCUCAUGUCACUUCUCAUUUUUGUAAUGGUGGCCUGCACCGCAGUUUUUGGAGGUGUGAAGGCCAAUCACAGCAUUCCAGCCCUCCAACUCAGCAAUAUUCCUGCCAUUUCUGGUCUUUACAUCUUCAGUUUUGCUGGUCAUAUUGUUUUCCCCAACAUUUAUUCAGCCAUGAAAGACCCCUCCAAGUUCACCAAGGUAUCAAUUGUGAGCUUCUCACUGGUUACAUUGCUUUACACGGCCUUGGCGUUCAUGGGAGCCAAAUUGUUUGGCCCCCAAGUUGAUUCUCAGAUCACCCUCAGUAUGCCUCGGAAUCUUAUUGUGACAAAGAUUGCUCUAUGGGCAACAGUGCUUACUCCCAUGACCAAGUAUGCACUAGAAUUUGCACCAUUUGCCAGUCAACUAGAACAAACACUUCCGCAUUCAUUGAAAUCCAGAACAAAGAUGAUCAUAAGGGGCACAGUUGGCUCGAUUCUACUUGUAUUAAUACUCAUCCUUGCUCUUUCUGUGCCAUACUUUGAGUAUGUUCUCAGUCUUACCGGCUGCCUAGUCAGUAUAGGAAUUUGCAUUAUUUUUCCUUGCGCUUUCUACACCAAGAUAUUCUGGAGCCAGAUAACAAGGCCUCUCUUGAUUCUGAAUAUGAUUCUGAUAAUGAGCGGCGUGCUUCUGGGAGCAACCGGAACCAUAUCUUCUUCAAAAUUGCUUGCGAAAAAAUUACAGAGAGCUCACACAUCCUGA
Molecule: messenger RNA, 1422 nt
Organism: Fraxinus pennsylvanica
Lineage: Eukaryota; Viridiplantae; Streptophyta; Magnoliopsida; Lamiales; Oleaceae
Source: the annotation of a GenBank genome assembly